Neoarthrinium moseri is the source of this 2145-nucleotide messenger RNA. RefSeq lists its product as uncharacterized. The record is from RefSeq and is a predicted model, not a curated record. The transcript has 3 exons. The coding region runs from base 1 to 2145 and encodes 714 amino acids. Lineage: Eukaryota; Fungi; Ascomycota; Sordariomycetes; Amphisphaeriales; Apiosporaceae.
AUGUGGGACCGGCUGCGAACGACACAAAAGGAUGGCGCUCCGUCGCCUCUAGAGCGCCGCCAGAGGAAGCAGCAGGACUGGCAAAACCCGCCGUCGCGCAACCCAUACGGAUACUCGUUCAGCAUCAAGGGAGGACCUGCGCCGCCGCGGCCACCGAGGGACUUUGACCAACAGCAGCAGCAUCAGCAGCAGCAGUCGCCGCCGAUCGAGCAGCAAGGAGGACAACAACAGCAGCAGCAGCAAUACCAGACGUCAGCGCCGGCCGUCCAGGCUCCUCGGUAUCCGCCGCAAGCCAGCCGCGACUCGUAUCGCAACUCGGGCUACGGCCGACCAGCCUCGUCCAUAUACUCGCAGCCGUCGCCGGCCGCGGCUACAUUUGCUGCGCAACAGCUCCGAGACGACGUUUAUGGUGGGCCGCACGAGGUCUCACCACCGAGCUCACCUGACGAGUUGACACCAAGGCAUGGGUCUCGCCCAUACGACCGUGGCGACGUCUCUCCUAUCGAAGAACCAGAUAACUCGCUCUACAUUAUGGACCGCGCACCGCCUAGUCAGCCAGACCAUGGCGCCAGUAGCAUACCGAUGAUGCGCCGAGAGCGCCGCAAGCACUCGGAUGCCGCCAUGCGCGCAUUGCAGGAGUCCAAGUCUCGGGAGCGGCUGAGGCAGCCUCGGCCGCACGGGAGUGAUGUCCGUUGGGAUCCUAGCACUGGCGAGCCCACGACUAGCAACAAAGGGCGCCCGUCGCAGAUCAACCCUCAUCAUUACGUCAAGGAUUUAUCGAGUGCCAAAGCUCCGACCGGCGCUCCCAGAGCGACGGGUCAGCAGCCGAUCAGCCCGUUCGGUGUGCGUCUGAAGCCGGCUCAGCGCAAGACCGCCGAGAGGCCGGAGCCGGAACCGGCGCCCCGGCCCGAAUGGCGAGGAGGCAGUGGGCGAACCGCGUUGGUCGCGCCUGUGAACGACAAGAACGACGUGACGCCUCUGAAUAUCCCGCGAAGGAGCAGCAAGCGGGUCGCCCGCGGGCCGGGUGUGCUGUCCCCUGUCAGCUCUCUGGAUUCUGAAACGGCGUCUCCCCCACCACAUCGAGGUGCGCCCAUGGGUGUAGACGAGAACAGAUCCCCGCAGGGUACGAUACGCAACGUAGUUCCAUCGGCGCAGCAUGUCCCAGCCAAGACAGAUAACGACUUCAGCACCCAGUCCUCAUACCCAAGCCCACCUUUAUCGGACGGUCGUCCUGUGCCCAACAGGACAACACCACAGCAGCCGCCGCGCAAGCCCGUCCAGGCCCCUCCCCCUCCCACUCACCUGCCAUCGCCGCAGUCUCUGUACCCUCCCAACGAGAAGGCCAUUCGAAGAAAGCCACCGACAGGCCCGAGCCACAACCCGCAGAUUUCGACGUCCUCGUCGGUCUACUCACAGCAAGACGUACCUUCGGCCCCCGCGCCUCGUGCCGACGACUGGGCUCAGCCUCCGUCCCGAUUCAGCGUGACCACAUAUGCGACUUCCGCGCACACAGAGAGUCCCAGGCCGUCAGUAGAUGACGACGCGCCUCCCCUCCCGACGCCCCCGCGCCAGUUCACAGAGUCGCCAAAGCCGGCUCCUGGUAGUUCAGUUCUCGACCGGAAACGCCCUGUAGUCAAGGGCUACGAGGAAGCACCAAAGAGCCCCGCACCGCCGCAGCCCAUCAAAAUCAACAUGGAUUCUCCCUACUACGUUCCGGCAAACCCCAGAAGCCGGCCCUCAGGCCCGCGACCGGUUCCCUACGGAAACCAUAGCACGCUCUCCGUGGCCUCGGUCUCGUCCGCCGACAAGAUACUUCCCUUGGCACCCCCGGAGGAGACGGCCCGCGACCGUGUGACGCAGCUCAACGCCAAGCUUGAAGCCCUCGGCAACCGCAGGAUCAACAUCAACCAGGCCAUCAAGCAGAUGACGGAGCUCAUGCCCACGGACAACAUCCUGGCAUCCGAGGCCGUGAUCCGGAAGCGCGAGGCAGAGAAGCGCAAGGUCGAGGUCCUCAAGACCGAGCUGGCUGACGUGCAGCGGGAGGAGUACGAGCUUGGCCUGAAGCUGCACCGGGCGUACAAGCGCCUGGACCGCGAUGCCGAGUACGAGCCCACGGGCUUGUGGGUGCGACGGGUUACCGGGUGA